AUGUAUAAGAAAACGGGAAAACUGGUGCCGCUAAGCAAGCAGCAGCUGCUAGACUGCAGUACAGAAAACAGGGGAUGCCUGGGUGGCUUGAUGAACCUGGCAUUUGACUACGUUAAAGAGAAUGGGAUAAGCACAGAAGAAUCCUACCCUUACGAAGCCAAGAAAGGAUCUUGCCGAUAUAACCCAUACACCGUUGAAGCCACCUGCGAUGGCUAUAUUAACAUAAACAGUGGGGAUGAAUAUGCCUUAAAGGAAGCUGUGGCCACGAUUGGACCAAUUUCAGUUGCAAUAGAUGCAAGACACACAUCCUUCAACAACUAUAAAUCAGGCAUAUAUAUUGAACCUAACUGUAGCAGUACUACACUGAAUCAUGCUGUCCUGGUUGUUGGAUAUGGCACUGAGAACGGAAAGGAUUACUGGCUGGUUAAGAACAGCUGGGGUCUCAAUUUCGGCGAUUAA
Tachysurus vachellii is the source of this 459-nucleotide messenger RNA. RefSeq names its product digestive cysteine proteinase 2-like. Gene Ontology annotation, biological process: immune response. Gene Ontology annotation, molecular function: cysteine-type endopeptidase activity. NCBI's taxonomy places the organism in Eukaryota, Metazoa, Chordata, Actinopteri, Siluriformes, Bagridae. Bases 1 to 459 code for a protein of 152 amino acids. The transcript has 4 exons. The record is from RefSeq and is a predicted model, not a curated record. Gene Ontology annotation, cellular component: lysosome.